Messenger RNA from Scatophagus argus, 3131 nucleotides. Its product is annotated as protein Dok-7-like. NCBI's taxonomy places the organism in Eukaryota, Metazoa, Chordata, Actinopteri, Scatophagidae. The transcript has 13 exons. Bases 262 to 2946 code for a protein of 894 amino acids. The record is from RefSeq and is a predicted model, not a curated record. Gene Ontology annotation, biological process: neuromuscular junction development; positive regulation of protein tyrosine kinase activity. Gene Ontology annotation, molecular function: protein kinase binding.
GUGGUAUGACAGUCCAUAUGAUGGCGUCUGCCUAAAGUUUUGCCUGCGGGCAGCAGGUGGUUUAAGCUAGCCCAGGUGGCUGUAGCAUGGCCGCUUGGCUGGUGCACAGACGGACACACACACACAGUGAGUGGUCAUGUCAUUUUCCAUGUGCCUUGCUGGGGGGGGGGGGUUUGCGCCCCACUAGCAGAGAGCAGCUAUUUUGAAAGUGACCCCUCAUUCAGGCAGCGACUCUGCAGCUGUCAGGAACCAUGACUGAAGAUGACGGAUUCUGUUGUCGUGGAGGGAUACGCCAGACUCAGAGAUGGAAAAAAGUGGAAAACUAGGUGGCUGGUUCUUCGCAAGCCGUCGCCUGUAGCAGACUGCCUCGUGCUGCUGGUUUUUAAAGACAAGUCUGACAAAGCGCAGGGCAACAAGGAGAGAGCCAGUGUCACCUUGGAGGAGAUCUGCGGUCUGGAAGCGGGACAGUGGUAUGAAGGAGUGGCUUUUACCCUGGCCAUCGUCUGCCUGAACCAGGCUGCUCUGCUGGGCUUUGACAGCAAGGAGGCCCUGCAGGCGUGGGACGCCCGCUUGCGUUACAGCCUUGGGGAAGUUCACAGAUUCAAUGUCGGAGUCUUACCAGGAACCAAGUUGGAGAGCGGACCUGCAACUCUUCAUUUGUGCAACAACUUACUGGCUCUCGCCCGAGACGUCCCUCCAGUUAUCAUCGGCCACUGGAACCUUCCAGACCUGCGCAGAUAUGGGCCUGUACCCAAUGGAUUUGUGUUCGAGGGAGGAACAAGAUGUGGUUACUGGGCUGGUGUUUUUUUGCUGGCGUCUGCUGAGAGCGAGCAGAUCAGCUUUCUAUUCGACUGUAUCGUCAGAGGCAUCUCCCCCACCAGAGGCCCUUUUGGACUGCGGCCAAUUUUGCCAGACCCCAGCGCCAGUCAGACGCAUUCGGAGGAGAGGCUGAACCACGAGGCCCAGGAGCUUGAGAAACGGCUGAGCAUGCUCUCUCACAGAAGCAGUACAGCCUCGUCCUCGUACUGCCCGUCUGCUGGGGGAGACGACCGCAGCAUAUCUGGUUCCUCCGACACGUCAGACACCAGCCAGUCGGACUGCAGCAUAGGCAGCCGGCUGGCCAUUUGGACCGAACCGGCCGCCAACCCAUCUGAAAGCAUCGGCCACGCGGGUACCAAAGGGACGAUCCAGAGCUUCGAGAAGCUUUCCGUCAACCAGGGAGGCGGUAACCGGCCUGUUGCCAAGCCCCCCAGGCAGCUUCAGGAGAUCGGCCGCCAGAGCUCGUCUGACAGUGGUAUCGCCACCGGCAGCCAUUCCUCUUACUCUGGAAGUUUCUCCUCAUAUACAGGCAGCUUGGACAUUACUCCUGGGGAGGACUUUGGUUCUGUUUUCAGCUUGCCUCCCCACCUGGCUCAAGACCUGAGCCCCUGUUCUUGCCUCACUGUCCCUGGCCAUGAGUACCAGGUACCAACUUCACUUAGGUAUCUCUAUGACACUCCCAGAAGUCUGUUACAGGAGGGAGGUGAACCCUCCUCCCGAACUAAGGACACUCGUGCCUCUUCAGACCUCACAACGGACUCAGCAAAGCGGGAUAUACCCUCUACUGUGGCCUGUGAGGGUCACUCUGAAAGACAGCCAAUGAGUGAACACUUACAAGGCCCCUCAGAGGAGGGUAAGAAAACCAGGGUGGCGCCCUCUAGUGAACACCCAGACUCCUGUCACAUCUGCAGCUCUGUCUCCAAAACCAUUGUGACCAUCUGCUCAGUGUGCGGUGGAUUUAAGGGGACACCGCAUGUCGCUGCAAGUGGUUCAGGGAUACCUGCCAUACCUGAACAUCGUAUUUUCAAUCCAGCAGAUCAAAGUGUUGACAAAUCGCCAUGCAGACCCAACAUUGCCUGUAAAUACAAUAUUGCAGUGAAGAAAAUUCUGGAGAAAUCAUGUUCCUCCGCUGGCUCCGGAAGCAUCCACAGCUCAGGGAAUCCAACAGUGAGGACAAAUGAGGAUUCACUGCUGCCAAAAAAGGGAAGAGAGAAAUUAGCCAGUCUCUUGGCUGACUUGUUAGGCUUUCCAAGCACAGAUAGGCAGCCAGAGGCAAAGACUAACAGACUGAAUGUGUAUGAGUCAAUGAGCCCUCAAUUUGGAGAGGACCUCAGAUCUGCACCAAGUGGCAUCUUCCUACCAUCAGAAGUUUCACAGCAAGACAGAAGAGCUGUAAUUUAUGAAAACUGUUUCAAGUGUCAAAGAGAGCACUGCCACCCUCCUCCACGGAUCACACCUGCUGAAAUGUAUCACAACAGGAACACUUCCGCUUUACAAACCUUUCCAGGAGGGCUGGGCCUGAGGAGAAGACAAGUACAUGAAGUUCCUGCUAAUGGGGAGGUGCUCUGUCAAGUUGGCGGUGAUGGAUCACAGAGUGUGGACGGGCAGUGUCAGUAUGAAGAGAUGAAUGGUUGGACAGUGACUAGUGAAGACAAAAGGCUUAAUAGUAAAGAGGAAAGACUCCGAGCUGAUCCUGCUUAUGAGAUCAUGGAGAGUCGGGCGCCGGAGAGGAACUCAGAGGCGGAAGACAAAAGCAAGUACGAGCCAAUGAGCAGCUGUGGUCAGCAGAGGAUGUUUCAAGAGACUGAAGGGGCAGUGUUCAUUUUCCCCCCAGAGGCACCGCUCCCUGAAAGGCCUCGCAGUGAAGGAGCGACUUACGUGAAUAUUCCUGUUAGUCCCACAUCUAAGAAGCAGCUCAACUACAUGGAGCUGGAGCUGCAGGAACCAGGUCCUGGCACCCGAGGGACUGGCGCACAUCUCCCGCCUCAGCGAAAGAGCUCUACCAAAUACGCCCAGAUUGACAUCACCGCUACGGAGACGGCCCACAAAGUGGGCACACAGCACGCCCUGGGUCGGCAGGAGGGCCUGCACUCUCUGGAACUGAGAAGAAAGGGAACGCCGCAUUGACCUCUUCAUCACAGGACUGUUGAUCUCAGCUGGAUGUUUUUGCUCAAGACCAGCCUACGACAUCAAACUGUAAAGUUUGUGAGAAACAUGGCUCAGAUUUUUUUUUUUUUUUUUGGAAAUUGUUUCAUCCAGUUGUUUUCCAAGCAUCCAUUGCUUCUCAGAUUGAGAUUGUCAUCUUAGAACAA